Messenger RNA from Quercus robur (English oak), 1416 nucleotides. RefSeq lists its product as uncharacterized. Bases 1 to 1416 code for a protein of 471 amino acids. NCBI's taxonomy places the organism in Eukaryota, Viridiplantae, Streptophyta, Magnoliopsida, Fagales, Fagaceae. The record is from RefSeq and is a predicted model, not a curated record. The transcript has a single exon.
AUGGUUAUCUUCAUCACUCUCAUUCGUGGUUAUGUCAUUUCUUCUUCAAGUUUUCGCUUAACUUUGUUUGUAUCCUUGUUGAUCCUUACAUUUCUAUCCCCUUCUCAUCAUGCUGAAAAAGACAAGCCUUUGAUUGAGUUUUUCUUCACCAUCUUAACUAGCGCAUCAUCUUUUGUCAUUAGCGAAUCCCCAUUAAUUGUGAUUCUUAUCCUGACUGAUCCAUCACUUAUAGCUACAAUUCAAACUCGGUUGCAAAGAUUUAUAGCUAAUCGUCAUUCUUCUUCUUCUCCUUCCAACAAUAUUGACUGGUCCCAUCUCCCCCCAGAUCUUGCUCGUGAAAUUGUAAAUCGAAUGACUACUUUCAAAGAUCAUAUAGCGGCUACAGGGGUUAGCCAAGUUUGGCGACUUGCUCGUUUGAGCAUUAGUAGAAGACCUCAGCUUCCUCUUCCUGCGCUGAUGCUUUCCGAGCCACUAUUAACUGACAUGCGAACUUUAUUUAGCCUUUAUGACAACAAUCGUCAUCCAUUACGACUAUCUGAAUUCCGCAGAAAACGUCUUUGGGGAUCUCAACAUGGCUGGGUUGCAACCUUCGGCCCUCGUUAUGUAAACCAACUUGUGCACCUUAUGACAGGAAACCGACUUGAUCUUCCACAAAUUCAAAGACUGGCUCCUCGAGAAGAGUGGUUUUGCCUUGUACACAAAUUCAAUAUUCUAAAGGACCCUUCCGAUGAGUCAACAUUCCUCGUCAUCGCAAUUUUUGGCCCUAUGAAUAGUUUGGCUUUUACUAGAGUGAGACUAGGAGCUGCUUUGAGCAGAAGAGGAGAAGCUGAGUGGGUUGUUGUUGCCAAGCCAGAGAAUUUGAAAUUCAAGGAUGUUGUACAUUUUAAUGGUCAAAUAUAUGCACACUGUGACAAUGGCAAGCUGGUUCGCUUUGAACCUGUUGCUCCUUUUGCAAAUAUGGUCCAAGUUAUUGCUGAUCAUCCACAAGAUGUGGGGGCACACCGAAAAAUAUAUUUGGUGGAGUCAUUGGGAAAUCUUUAUGCUAUUUUUCGUAACGGAUUUCUUAUUCCUUCAGAGAGGUCGCAUGAGACUACAUCUUUUUUUGUCUACAAGUUCAACUUCAAUGCAUCAGCUUGGGAGGAAGUGACACGCUUGGAAGGUCAAGCUUUUUUUGUUGGUGAUGGCAACUCCUUCUCUAGGCGCUUUCCUACAAGCACUAUCCCUAGCAAAGGUGAUUGCAUUUACUUUACUGAUGACCAUUGGGACUGGCGAAAGUUCCCUAGAGUGGCAUAUGGAGGCCAUGACGUGGGACUGUUUGACAUGGAAAUCAGGGAUAUCCUACCCCUAACAUUUGGUAUGGACAAACCUCGUUUUUAUUCUCGACCAAUUUUUGUUACGCGUAAUGACAAACUUUAG